AUGAUCAAAACGGGCUAUGAAACUGAUAUUAUUGUUCACGGUGUGUUAUUAAAUGGCCUUUGCAAAAAUGGGCUGAUGAUUGAUGCUCUUAAGUUCUUCUUUCAAGCUGUGUAUGGGGGAGUUAAGCCCAAUGUCUGUACUUUCAACAUGUUAAUAGAUGGUUGCUGCAGAUUGAAACAAUUGAGCGAUGCUGUGAAGGUGUACAUUCAAAUGGGAAUUUAUAACAUAAAACCAGAUCUGGUGAUGUAUACCGUGCUUAUUAAGGAAGACGCUGCGCAGGAAGUCUUUGAGCAGCUUGCUGAAAGUGGUCCGGAACCUGAUAUUGUUACAUUCAACACAGUGAUUUGUGGUAAAAUGGAAGAUGCAAUGUUGAUGAUCAAUACAAUGCUGGAAAAGGGUCCUGAACCUAAUGUGGUCGCAUAUAGUUGUCUGAUUGACGGUUAUUUCAAGUCUGAAAACACGAAAGGUGCCCUUGAACUACUCGAAGAGAUGCUUAAAAGCGUCUCUCCGAAUAUAGUCAGUUAA
This is a messenger RNA of Malus domestica (apple), 525 nucleotides long. NCBI's taxonomy places the organism in Eukaryota, Viridiplantae, Streptophyta, Magnoliopsida, Rosales, Rosaceae. The record is from RefSeq and is a predicted model, not a curated record.